UUUUUUUUUUUUUUUUUUCUCGUAACUUCAGGCCUCAGUGACUUCUUGAAACGGGAAUUGUCAGAUUCAAAUCCAUUAGGACUUCAGCCUAUAGAUUUCAUACCCGCAGCUCCCCAGAGGCUGGCAGAUGAAAGGAAUGAUAAGGAGAUUUCUGUGGUUAUUGCAGCAUCAGAUGAGAGGCUUGGGGGUGCAAUUGCAGCCAUGAACAGUAUUUACCGUCACACCAGAUCCAAUGUGGUUUUCCAUAUUGUUACUAUGAAUGAUACUGUGGAUCACUUGAGGCUGUGGCUAAGUAACACUGCUCUGAAAAAUUUGAGAUACCGAAUUUUGGAUUUUGACCCUCGUGUCUUAGAAGGGAAAGUACAAGUGGAUCCUCAAAAGGCAGACACCUUAAAACCAUUAACCUUUGCGAGAUUCUACUUGCCCAAUUUGGUACCUCAUGCGGAGAAGGCCAUCUAUGUGGAUGAUGACAUAAUAGUGCAAGAUGAUAUUCUUGAACUUUACAACACUCCAUUGAAACCUGGACAUGCAGCUGCAUUUUCAGAUGAUUGUGACUCAACCACUAAUAAAGUUGCUGUCCGUGGAGCAGGCAAUCAGUAUAAUUACAUUGGGUUUCUAGAUUACAAAAAAGAAACCAUCCGAAAGCUUGCCAUGAAAGCCAACACCUGCUCUUUCAAUCCAGGAGUUUUUGUUGCCAAUUUGACAGAAUGGAAAUUACAGAACAUCACUAAGCAAUUGGAGAAGUGGAUGGCGCUUAAUGUAGUAGAGGAACUUUACAGUAGGACUCUGGCUGGCAGCAUCACGACACCUCCACUGCUAAUUGUAUUUUACAAGCAACAUUCCAGUAUUGAUCCCAUGUGGAAUGUCCGGCAUCUCGGGUCUAGUGCUGGAAAAAGGUACUCUCCUCAGUUUGUGAAAGCUGCCAAGCUGCUCCAUUGGAAUGGACAUUUCAAACCAUGGGGAAGAACAGCUUCAUACGCUGAAGUCUGGGAGAAGUGGUAUAUCCCUGACCCUACAGGCAAGUUCAGCCUGAUCCGCAGACAUUCAGAAGCCUAUGAAGCAAAGUAGAGUCAAUUUUAAUAACUGAUGGCAUUUUCUCAGGAAACGUCUGGAGCCAAGCAGAACUUUUUUU
This is a messenger RNA of Aptenodytes forsteri (emperor penguin), 1132 nucleotides long. RefSeq names its product glycosyltransferase 8 domain-containing protein 1-like. NCBI's taxonomy places the organism in Eukaryota, Metazoa, Chordata, Aves, Sphenisciformes, Spheniscidae. Gene Ontology annotation, cellular component: Golgi apparatus. The annotation marks the transcript as partial. Gene Ontology annotation, molecular function: glycosyltransferase activity. The record is from RefSeq and is a predicted model, not a curated record. The transcript is spliced from 8 exons.